CAGCAGAAGAUCAAAAUAUAACAUAUACAGCAUUUAUGGAACAGUAUAUGGCAUCUGGUGCACCCUAUCUCAAAGCUCUCUACUAUCCAAUUAAUGAUAGACCAAAAGGAAUAAAAAGACACGAACUAGUAAAACUCAUUCGAAAAGCAGCUAAACUCAUCAUGAAUGGUUUUUCUAUGCCUGUAAAUCCAAGAGAUAACUUAGCACCAGAUGGACAACUAUUUGUUGAACUCUGUAAAAAAGAUAAAGCAUUGUGUGAACUCAUUACAGGAAGAGCACCUGGUACUAGUUUUCUUUGUUAUCAUUCUUGGGUCGAAGAACUCAUCCACGAACGUGGACCAUGGAGAGAAGUAAUUGAAAGUGAUGGUAAACGAAAAUCUCAUUGCCCAUUCAAUCUGACUUUGAUGCGUGAACUGAGAGACAAAUAUGGCAUUAUUCAUCAUGAAAAAAGUGUUAGUGAAUCGAAAACUUCUGUUUCGCAAAUGUAA
Rotaria sp. Silwood1 is the source of this 488-nucleotide messenger RNA. NCBI's taxonomy places the organism in Eukaryota, Metazoa, Rotifera, Eurotatoria, Philodinida, Philodinidae. The record is from the annotation of a GenBank genome assembly.